This is a messenger RNA of Lineus longissimus, 1380 nucleotides long. RefSeq names its product sarcoplasmic calcium-binding proteins I, III, and IV-like. Bases 101 to 661 code for a protein of 186 amino acids. The transcript has 6 exons. NCBI's taxonomy places the organism in Eukaryota, Metazoa, Nemertea, Pilidiophora, Heteronemertea, Lineidae. The record is from RefSeq and is a predicted model, not a curated record. Gene Ontology annotation, molecular function: calcium ion binding.
GGUAAAGAAACUUCGCUACCAGCCCUACAAUAAUCAGUGCAGAGUCAAGUCGGAUCGAGUAAGCAUCUACCACAGAGUGUGGAAACAAUCAUCUCUCAAAAUGGGUCUAUCAGAAUUUCAGAAGAAGAAACUGGGACAUGUUUUUGAUGUCUUCUAUGACGUAAACAGAGACGGUCGCAUUGACUGGAACGACUUUGAAGACCUCAUCGUGAGAGUGUCAGACAUAAAUGGGUGGGGCAAAACUGGCGAAAAAUACAACAACGGUCGCAAGGUGCUGGAGAAUGUGUGGGGAGGACUCCAGAAAUACGCCGACAAGAAUGCGGACAAAGCUGUUUCCAAGGACGAGUGGUUAGAAAUGUGGACCGGUGAAGUAGAGAAGGUGAAAGCCAACAAAUCCCUUCCUGAGUGGCAGGUCAACUAUCUGAACUUUUUCUUUGAUGCCAGUGAUACCUCAGGUGAUGACAUCGUUGAUUUAGACGAAUACAGUAAAGUGUACACGAAAUUUGGUCUCACUGAAGAUAAAUGCAAAACCGCUUUCAACAAGAUAACAGACAGUGGAAAAUUGAAGCUCGAUAAAUCAUUAUACGCACAGCUCUGGACCGAUUACAUAAUCGGGGACGACCAGGGAAGUAAUUCUACCUUUCUGUUCGGAGGUGUCUAGAUACAAGGACAUUAUCGCCACCUGGUGUCACUUUUGUAAACUAUUUUCCUGAGAGAGGAAUGUUUGAUCCCUAAUUUUGCAACGGUAUCUCAGGAAAGUUCCGUGAUGUGCCGCUAGGGACCGCAAGUGACUCGGACCAGGCCCAUGAACAACCUGCACUAACUUUUUACUCGAUCCGAAAAAACAAGUCCCGGUCCGAAAAUUGACUGCGCAUGCGUAGAUGGACGUUGAUGCCAUUGCGUCAAAUCUGAGGCAAGUGCAUGAAAUUCUUUAAAACGAGGCUCAUACGGCGAGAGGUUUAAACACGUGAUUACCACGUGCUCAAACCGACCACAUGGUCGUCGCUGCAGUGAAUAAGUCACGUUACCCUAGCGGCAUGGUAGUUUUUCUGUGAUUCGCAGCGCCGUCUAGCGCUAUUCGGCAGAAUUGAUGGACAGUUAGCCUGAAUACCGAUCUUUCUUCCAUGAUUCCAAAACCUACUAUGUAUUAAGUUGUACAUUUUUGAUACCAUGUAUUCUAGCUCUUAUGCAUCUGACAAUGGAGCAUAUCAUUACGUCACUAUUACGUCAUACCAUGUCUAUAUAUAGAUACCGCACAGUGGCGCCACCAUGCGGUGAAGGAUGUCACCAGAAGCAAAUGAAGAUCAAAUGUAACUAUGUCUGAUGUAAAAGGUCAUUGCGUAAUAAACCCAUCCUAUGAGAAUUGAAGACUUGCCAAAA